This is a messenger RNA of Cynoglossus semilaevis (tongue sole), 2535 nucleotides long. It is a transcript of the gene plppr1, whose product is annotated as phospholipid phosphatase related 1. Lineage: Eukaryota; Metazoa; Chordata; Actinopteri; Pleuronectiformes; Cynoglossidae. The transcript has 8 exons. Gene Ontology annotation, molecular function: phosphatidate phosphatase activity. The record is from RefSeq and is a predicted model, not a curated record. Gene Ontology annotation, biological process: phospholipid dephosphorylation; phospholipid metabolic process; signal transduction. The coding region runs from base 83 to 1126 and encodes 347 amino acids. Gene Ontology annotation, cellular component: plasma membrane.
UCUGAUCCUGACAGUGAAUAUUAAAGAGCUGAAGUGUAAAAUGGUCACGUGACUUCAUAACGGCUGCAGCACGUCAUAAAACAUGAAACAUGGAUUAUCGGGAUUCUGGAAUUUUCCGGCUCCUCGUCGAGUGAGCUGCUGUAAAUCCCCCGAGGAGACGUCUCCAAGUGGAGACAAGAUGGCGUCCAACCACACGCUCCGCAGCUACUCCAUCAUCCCAUGUUUCAUCUUUGUGGAGCUGGUCAUCAUGUCUGGCACCGCCCUGCUGGCCUACUACAUGGAGUGCACCGACCUGUUCAGCGUCCACGUCCAGGGCUUCUUCUGUAACGAUGCCGACCUGAUGAAGCCGUACCCCGGCUCCGAGGACACCAGCUUCGUCCCCCCCCUGGUCCUGUACUGCGUGGUGGCCGCUGCUCCCACCGCCAUCAUCUUUGUGGGCGAGGUCUCCAUGUACGUGAUGAAGACCACCAGGGAAGCCCUCCUGGUCCAGGAGAAAACCAUCGUCACUGGAGAAUGCUGUUUCCUCAACCCCCUCGUCCGCCGCGUCGUACGCUUCAUAGGUGUGUUUGCCUUCGGCCUGUUUGCGACAGAUAUCUUCGUCAACGCAGGUCAGGUGGUGACGGGGGGGCUGUCACCGUACUUCCUGUCUGUCUGUCGGCCCAACUACACCGGCACCGACUGUCGCUACAGUCAUCAGUUCAUCAUCAACGGCAACAUCUGCACCGGGAAACCCGCCGUGGUGGAGAACGCCCGCAGGUCGUUCCCGUCCAAGGAGGCUUCGCUCAGCGUUUACUCCGCCGUUUAUCUGACGAUGUACAUCACCAGCACCAUCAAGACCAAGUCCAGUCGACUGGCCAAGCCCGUCCUCUGUCUGGGGACGCUGUGCUCAGCCUUCCUGACCGGACUGAACCGGGUCUCGGAGUACAGGAACCACUGUUCAGACGUGGUGGCGGGAUUUAUCCUGGGAUCAGCCAUCGCUCUGUUCCUGGGUAUUUGUGUCGUGAACAACUUCAAAGGCGUCCACGGUGCUGUGGUCAAGCAGAAGACCGAGGACUACCGUGGUCUGCCCCUGAUGACCUUCCCUCGUGUGGAGAGUCCUCUGGAGACCCUCAGUGCACAGCAUUAACACUUAAAGAAAAGAAAACAGUCGACGCCACGACCAGAAAAGUCACUUUUAUAGUUCAAACAUUCACUGUUGACAAAGUGACGACUGUAAAAGUCCUGGAGAAGAGUUACAUCAAAUAUCCGUACUCCAAGAGGGGGCGCUCAAGCACUGACCUUAAGUCACCUCUUCUUUUAUUGAGAAAGAAGACAGCGCUGCUGUUGUUAGCUGUUAGCUGUUAGCUGUUAGCAUGUCUUUCUCAAAAUGUCACGUUAGACUUGGGAAUAAUUUAACUCUAAUCCUUAAACUCUGAACCUCCGACUGUGAACGGCAGCACAGGUUAGUGAUGUCUGCGCUGUCCUAGGAAAAAGUGGUUCACUCCAGAACCACAGAACCAGAACCACGUGUAUCCUCCUAUUUUGCCUCCAACACUUCCUGACUCCUGAUUUCUUCCUCCUCUUCAUCUCCUCACCCCGUCAUCUUCCUCACUCUGCCCUUCAUCCUUCACCGUUUCUAUCUGCACAACUCCUCCUCCUCCUCCUCCUCCUCCACCUCCUUCCUUCCGUUUUUCAGAACCACUCAGCCUCGAUGACGGAGGUCACAUGACUAAGGGGGCAGCACCGGGUCACGUUUGCGUCUCCACAGCACUUCCAGACACAAUGACGAGGACGCAGGCCACGUGGCUCCGAAUGCUCCCAAACAGAAACACACGCUCCCAUUUAAUCUGUUUCACUCGCCCGAGGGGGAGAAAGGUCGCCGUGUUUGUCGUGGUUCUGGUUUCCGCCGGCGCUCGCGUGGGGUGGACUUGACAGAACCAAAGGAACGCGGCACGUUUCUCCUCCUCUGAGCUGAGAGGUUUGUAGUUAGAGGAUGUGUUUUGUACAUUUUUGUAUGAGCGAGUGUUGUCGCCCGACCCUGGUGUUGAACCUCACUCUGUUUGACAUCACGUCCCGACCAGCCUGACACCCCCCCACCCUCCUCCCCCCUCCUCACCCCUCCUCCCCCUCCUCCCUCCGUCCCCACGUUUGUCCCUCUCGUCCUGAAGACUCUGCGAUGUAAACAUGAAAUAAAUAUUGAUGUUGUUCCGUGAUGUUUGUCAUUUGUACAGAAGAGGAAUUAAAAAAAAAAAAGAAGAAGAAGAAGAAGCAGAAAAUUCCUCUUUUAAUCUGAUUACCUCUUUGUGAACCUGAACUGAUCGUGUCAGGUCAGAUUUUGUAAAGAUUUUUGUUAAUCUGUCGACUUCUAUGAUCCGUUUGGACCUGUUUGCCUGCUGUAAACCUGGAUAUGUUAUGGUAUCAGUUUAAGUGUUUUGGGAAUCGAACCCUCCCCCGCUCUCUCUCACUCUCUCUCUCACUCUUGCUCUCUCUUUUCUGGAGGAAAGGACUUGGAAGGAAGGAAGUCAGUGUUUUCCUACGAGUCAUGACAUAAUGUAA